AUCAAUUGCCAUAGUGACUGUUAUUGCACAGUAGAACAAUAUAGAAAGCAAACACCGGAGCCAUGCCAGAGCCCGACACAGAGCCGAACCAUCAGCCAAAUGCUGAAAUCGAACCAGAAAAUGAGUUUGAGUCGGUGGAGUUAGGAGAAGAAGUUGAAGUUGAAGCAAAUACUGCCGAGGCUGGAGAUGCCGAAGUUGGUGAACAAGAGCCAGAACAAGAAGAAGAACAAGAGCCAGAGCAAGUAUCAGAACCAGAACCAAAGCCAGAACCAGAACACGACGAUGGAUCAGAAGUCAAUGGACAUGAAUCAGAAGUCAAUGGACAUGAAUCAGAAGUCAAUGGACAUGAAUCCAACGGUAACGGAUCGACAAGUGUGGUAGAUCAGAAUCAACAAGAACAUGCACAGAAUGGAGAAUCAAGUACUCCUAUGAUUGACGUAACAGCCAGUCUGAUCGAUGCAUCCGUCCAGAGUAUCGACUCCCGCACCAUCGAGUCACCUCGUGUAGUUUCAGGUUCAACUCCUUCUCGUAGACAUUCCACCGUCUCAUUUACUUCUAACACCAAUUCCAAUGCUACCGUUGACAAUUCUCAAAUAUUCAAAAAGACAUUCGAAAUCAUUCUUGAAUCAAAAGAAGCCAAGAAGAUUCCCGAAUUAAAAGAAGCCAUUCAAAAUGCUCUUAAUUCAUUUAAUGAAGGUGCUUCUCGAGAUCCAUAUAUUAUUUUAACUGCCUUACAAGUAACUUGUGAGAAAUCCAACAGUAAUGAUUUAAAGGCUAAAGCCAUUGAUUUAUUUGCAAAAUUAUUUGAUUAUGCCCAAUUUGAUGAUGAAAAUGAUAAAGUUCAAUUAACUGAAAGAUCAGUUUAUAUAAUUCUGGGAUGUUUUGAUGGUGAAGGAACUGAUCCUGAUGUAGAAUUACAAGUAGUACGAGCUUUAAUGCAUAGUAUACUUUUAAUGCCAUGUCAUGGAGCUCCUUUAUUAAAGGCAGUAAGACAAAUUUAUAAUGUAUUUAUCUUUUCAUUAUCAGCUAGAAAUCAAUCAGUAGCUCAAGGAACUUUAACUCAAGUUAUUCAAGCUAUAUUUAGAAGAAUAUCUGAUUCAACUUCAUUUAAAGCAAGAGCCAAUAAAUCCAAUAGUAAUACUAGAUUAUCAUUAAAAUCAAGUAAAGAAGAAUUAAAUAUUGAUCAACAACAACCACCAUUUGAAGAAAAGUUAACCUUAAAAAAUUUAGAAAAAUUUAAUGAUGAACAUGAAGAUAAUGUUCGAGUUGAUGCAGCAAAUCAAGCUAAUGAAAAGGAUGAAGAUUUAUUUGUUAAAGAUGCAUUUUUAAUCUUUCGAGCCAUGUGUAAAAUAUCAAUUAAACCAAUAGAUGAAACUGCUGAUAUGAGAUCUCAUUCAGUUAGAUCUAAAUUAUUAAGUUUACAUAUAAUUCAUACUAUUUUAAAAGAACAUAUUGAUAUUUUUUUAAGUUCCGAUGUGGUUAUAUUUUCAUCAAAGGAAGGUGAACAAACUCGAUUAAUAAAUGCAGUAAAGCAACAUAUAUGUUUAGCAUUAUCAAGAAAUGCCGCUUCAUCAUUAGCUCCAGUAUUUGAAUUAUCAUUAGAAAUCUUUUGGAUUAUUGUAUCUAAUUUACGAGCAGAAUUUAAACGAGAAAUCCCCGUGUUCUUAGAUGAAAUUUAUUUCCCGGUUGGAGAAAUGAAAUCAUCAACUCCUCAUCAAAAGAGAUAUUUAUUAUCAGUAAUAGAACGGUUAUGUAAUGAUUCAAGAUGUAUUAUUGAAUUUUAUUUAAAUUAUGAUUGUGAUGCCAGUAUGCCAAAUAUUUGUGAAAAGAUUAUUGAAUAUUUAACUCGAUUAUCUCUUCAAAGAGUUGAAGUUAGUCCCUCACAAAAAUUAGCUUAUCGUGAAAAUAAACGUAAUGAUAUAUCAGUUUAUGAUGUUACAAAGAUUGCUAAUUUAACUAGUAGUACUAUGUCAUCCAAGGCUCCUGAACCAGAAAUUUAUAAUCAAUUCCCCCUUGAGUAUGCCUUAAAAAUGACAUCAAUUAAUUGUACGGUUGCCUUCUUAAGAUCCUUACAUUCUUGGGCUCAUAAGGGAAUAAAUAAUUCAUUUAAUUUUAAUGGAUCUAAAUUGGAAUUACAAAGACAUCGAUCGGGAACUUUGGAUUCGAAUUCUUCGACAUUAAAUAAUUCUCGUAAUGCUUCAUUUGUUAAUAAUAGUGUUAGUACUACCAACAAUACUACUAAUACUAAUAUUAACAAUUCUGAAUCGAAUGACAAUGAUAUCCCUGAACAAUUUGAAAGUCUGAAACAAAGAAAGAAGGCCCUUUUAGAAGGGAUUAAACAAUUCAAUCAAAAGGCUAAAAAGGGUAUUAGUUAUUUUAUUUCUAAAGGAUUUAUUGAAGUCGACGAUCCUGUACACAUUGCCCAAUUUUUAUUAGAAACUGAUGGAUUAGAUAAGACGGUUAUAGGUGAAUAUCUUGGAGAAGGAGAUGAAAAGAAUAUUGCCAUUAUGCAUGCGUUUGUUGAUGAUAUGGAUUUCACCAAUACAGAUUUUGUUGAUGCUAUGAGAAGAUUCUUACAAGCCUUCCGACUCCCUGGAGAGGCUCAAAAGAUUGAUAGAUUUAUGUUAAAAUUUGCUGAACGAUACUUAUUAGGUAAUCCCAAUAUUUUCAGUAAUGCCGAUGCAGCUUAUGUAUUGGCCUAUUCAGUUAUUCUUUUAAAUACUGAUUUACAUUCUCCUCAAAUUAAGAAUAGAAUGACAUUUGACAAUUUCGUGGCUAAUAAUGCCGGAAUCGAUGAUGGGAAGGAUUUACCUCGAGACUUUCUUCAAGGAGUUUAUGAAGAGAUUAAACUGAAUGAAAUUAAAUUAAAAUCAGAACAACAUGCAGCCCUAUUAGCUGGAGAUUUAGCCGUAGUACCCACUAGUUCAGGAGGUGGAGGACUCUUUGGAAAUCGAGAUUGGAAUCGUGAAGUUUAUAUACAUGCCUCUAAGGAAAUGUCCAGUAAAACUGAGAAAUUAGUUAUUGGAUUAGGUAAAAAACUUAAUUCUUCGACUUCUAAUGGAUUCUUCUAUACGGCAUCACAUGUUGAUCAUGUUAAAUCAAUAUUUGAUACACUUUGGAUGUCGAUCUUAGCCGCGUUAACUCCUCCAUUUAAAGAAUAUGAUGAAGAUGAUGUUACGCAAAUUUGUUUAGAAGGGAUUAAAUUAUCGAUUCGAAUUGCCAGUCUAUUCAAUUUAGAUUAUGCUCGAGGUUCAUUCAUUGGAGCGUUAAUUCAAUUUGCUAAUUUAAGUACUUAUGAAGAAAUGAAAGCUAAGAAUGUUAAUGCCAUUUAUAUCUUACUUGAUGUGGCAGUAACCGAUGGAAAUCAACUUGGAAAUGCUUGGGGUCAAGUGCUUACAUCCAUAUCUCAAGUUGAAAGAUUGAAAUUGAUAGCUCAAGGCAUUGAUCAAGAAUCUAUUCCCGAUGUAUCUGUAGCUAAACUUGUUAAUCGAUCAUCUGUUGAAGGUAAUAGUAGACCCAGUACCAGUAUCUUCCGACUGUUUACUUCAUCGUCUCCGUCGGCAUCUCAAGCUGCUUCAAUUAAAUUUCAUAAUCAACAAUUAUCACCAUUUGUAGCCCAAUUAUUUACUAAGAAAGAAUUAGAUGUGGCAGUAGAUAAAGUAUUUGCCAAUAGUGCCAAUUUAUCCGGUGAAGCUAUCGUCGAUUUCGUUAAGGCCUUAUCGAAAUUGGCUCUUGAAGAAAUUCAAUCUUCAGGUCAAAGUGAUAAUCCUCGAACCUUUGCCCUACAAAAAGUCGUAGAUAUUUGUGGAUAUAAUAUGAAUCGUAUUCGUCUUGAAUGGUCUCAAUUAUGGUCCAUAUUGGGUGAAACAUUUAAUGAAGUUGGAUGUCAUAGCAGUAUUCAAAUUCUGUUUUUUGCUAUAGAUUCAUUAAGACAAAUGUCUAUGACCUUCUUAGAGAUUGAAGAGUUACUGCAUUUCAAAUUCCAGAAGGAAUUCUUAAAACCCUUUGGAUAUAUCAUAGUUCAUAAUGGUUCGUUAGAAGUUAAGGGGUUUGUAUUGGAAUGUAUCAAUCAUAUGAUUCUUGCUAAGGCUUCUAAGAUUAAAUCCGGUUGGAAGACUAUCUUUGAAGUAUUGACGGCUGCUGCUAAGGAGAAUAAGGAGAGUCUUGUGAUGACGGCCUAUAAAUUAGCCAAUUGGAUUCAUAAGGAUUACAUUGCUGAAGUUCGAGCUCAAGACUCAUUUAAAGAGCUCGUGAUAUGUUUCACUACGCUAGCCAAGAAUGAAAGAUUUCAACGGGUGAGUCUCUUGUCGUUGGAUGUGUUACUGAGACUCAUUAAUCAUAUUGCUCAGUAUAGCUUUACUGAAUCUGAUAGUACCACCAGUACCACCAAUGGAGUAGGCAAUGGAGCAGAUAAAUCAGAACUACUUGACAAAUUAUGGUUCCCAUUAUUAGAGGGGUUUGUGGACAUUAUAAUGCAAGGAGACGAAUUAGAAGUUCGAGCUCGAGCCCUAAAUUAUCUAUUCACAGUAAUUCUGCAAUAUGGAGAAUACUUUGAAAUCCCCUUCUGGGAUAGGAUAUGUAAAGAAUUACUAUUCCCUAUUUUUGGAAUUUUAAGUAAACACUGGCAAUUAAAUAUCGAUGAACUGAAUGAUAAAUUAUCCGUUUGGUUAUCGACUACAUUAAUUCAAGCCUUAAAUCAAAUGAUUAGUUUAUUUGGUCAAUAUUUCGAUUCAUUAAAUCAUCUUUUACCCAUGUAUUUGGAUUUAAUUACUUCAUGUAUUUGUCAAGAAAAUGAUACAAUUGCUAAAAUUGGUCGUGAAUGUUUAUCGACUUUAUUAAUUGAUAGUUGUAAUAAAUUUGAAACUGGGCAUUGGAAACAAAUCAGUCAGUCAUUUGAUAAUUUGUUUGAUUUAACUACUGCUACAGAAUUAUUCACAUUAGAUCCUCUUAGAAAUCGAUCUAAACAUGAUAAUCUUGAGAAUGGCGAUGUAGUGUCACAGGGAGAAGAGUUUGAUGGAACAGAGACCAGUUUUGAUAAUUCCACCAGCAAUAAUACAUUGGGUAAAUCCAAGAUUGUGGUUAAGAGUGUACUACAAUUAUUACUAAUUCAAACCCUUUCAGAACUAUUUGAAAGUGAUUCAUUCUAUGAAGCUAUACCGUAUGAUGCAUUAAUGGAAUUGGCAUUUUUAUUACUUAAAAGUUAUCAAUUUGCUAAGAAAUUUAAUGACCAUUAUGAUUUAAGAGUUCGAUUAUGGAAUGCUGGAGUUAUUGAAAGAUUACCUAAUUUAUUAAAACAAGAAUCUUCUUCAUCAGCCGUAUUUAUUAAUGUUAUGUUUAGAAUGUAUUGUGAUGAUGAUAAGACUAAUAGUCAAGCUAAAAAGACUAUUAUUGAAGCCAUUGUACCUUUAUGUAAUAGUAUUACUGAAAGAUAUAGUGCCUUUGAUGAAACUAAUCAUCUGAGAAAUAUCGCGACUUGGAAACCAGUAAUUGUCGAGAUUUAUCAAGGUUAUGUUGAAUUAGAUGAUGAAGAUUUUAUUCAGUAUACUCCAAUAAUGUAUACAUUAACGCUUCGAUUGUUUUCUAGAAGUAUGUCUACAGAUUUACGAGCAGCUAUUAGAGCCUUCUUAGCUCGAGUAGGUGAACAGUUUAUUAAGGGGACAAGUACGUAGUGGAGUGCACUACUGAUUUAGUCAGUAAUAGUACACUACCUAUGUACUAUUCCACUACAGUGCACUAACUAUAGCGCACUAACUACAGUGCACUACUACACUAUCUAAUACAAUAUCUAUAGUAUGUAAUACUCUACCAAAAUUAAUGUAAAC
Molecule: messenger RNA, 5822 nt
Organism: Scheffersomyces amazonensis
Lineage: Eukaryota; Fungi; Ascomycota; Pichiomycetes; Serinales; Debaryomycetaceae
Gene: SEC7
Product: Arf family guanine nucleotide exchange factor
Exons: 1
Coding region: 63-5669 (1868 amino acids)
Biological process (GO): regulation of ARF protein signal transduction
Molecular function (GO): guanyl-nucleotide exchange factor activity
Source: RefSeq, a predicted model, not a curated record